Molecule: messenger RNA, 786 nt
Organism: Pteronotus mesoamericanus
Lineage: Eukaryota; Metazoa; Chordata; Mammalia; Chiroptera; Mormoopidae
Product: optic atrophy 3 protein homolog
Exons: 1
Biological process (GO): regulation of lipid metabolic process
Cellular component (GO): mitochondrion
Source: RefSeq, a predicted model, not a curated record
CUCUAUUCCCUCACAGUGUACCACUGGGCGGAGAUGCGGACCAAGAUGCGCAUCAUGGGCUUCAAUGCCGAAGCCGUCAAGCCACUGAACGAGGAGGCGGCUGCAGAGCUGGGCGCCCAGCUGCUGGGUGAGGCCACCAUUUUCGUAGUGGCUUGCAGCUGCCUGGUGCUGGAGUACUGGCGCCAAAAGAGGCACCAUCGUCGCAAGGAGAAGCAGCGGCGCAUUGCCUGGGACACGGUGCGGGAUGAGGUGGACCACCUGGCGCUGGUGCUGGAGGCGCUGCAGAUGCAGGUGCAGCAGGUGGCGGUGCCACCGCCCGCCCUGGAGGAGCUGCGGGCGCAGAUGCAGGAGGUGCGUGCCCUGCUCUGCAUCCGAAAUGGGGAUGCGCUGCCCAUGCCCCAGGCAGAGUCCACGCCUGAGGAAUAGGAGGCAGCAGGGCCCGGGUCUUAGAUGUGACUCCUCCGACAUGGCCUUCUGUCCAUCCUGUCCCUUCCUGAACCUGCCCAACUAAUACCACCCAGUCCAUUUAGGAGCAGAGAGGUCCUAGACUAGGGCUGAUCCAACCAGGCUUUUGGUCACAUCCGCCACUAGAUGGGCCAGCAGGACGCACAAACAGCUCAACUCUCAUUCUGCCACUCACACCUCCACUUACCUCAGGAGCGGCCCUUUCCCACUACACUGGAACACUGGUUGCCCCUUCUUUGACCAUUGUCAAUGGAAAUGCAGAAAUUCCCAUCCACCUCACCAUUGGGGGGUGGGGAUGGUGGUGGCAGCAGCAAGAAAGAU